Messenger RNA from Kockovaella imperatae, 2074 nucleotides. RefSeq lists its product as hypothetical. The record is from RefSeq and is a predicted model, not a curated record. Gene Ontology annotation, molecular function: medium-chain fatty acid-CoA ligase activity. The coding region runs from base 44 to 2074 and encodes 676 amino acids. The transcript has 2 exons. Lineage: Eukaryota; Fungi; Basidiomycota; Tremellomycetes; Tremellales; Cuniculitremaceae. Gene Ontology annotation, biological process: fatty acid metabolic process.
CGGUAACUCAUUCGGCACCCGGAGAGAUCCCCAUUGCCCUGGAAUGCAAACUACUCACGAACCCUCCGUCGACUCUCGUCCGCUGUCCAUUGCAAUGCACUACUGGCUUGCAGAAACUCUCAAUCCAGGCUGGUCCAGGCGCGCGUCAUGGCUGCUCUUCCAGUCGCACACUCCAUGGUGCUCACGGCAACUCCCGGUGCAUCUCAAGCGUCAAUUUCACAGAACAAUCAGAGCUCGAGCUCAAAGUGCCAGCUUCUCUGAGGGACCAUCAGAGCCGUCCUUGUUGCGAGACACCAUCCCACAACAUUUCGCCCGGAUAGUUGCUUCUCACCCGACCGCCCUGGCGCUCGUUGCGCGAUCGUCUGUCCGUAUUGCCGACCGAGGGAGUGUCAAUCCAAAGGAGAUAUCAUUGACGUAUGCCCAGCUCGACCGACUAUCAGAUCGUUUGGCUUCUGGUCUACAAGUCCUGGGAGUGCAAAAGGGAGAUCGAGUUGCCGUCUCCCUUGGCAACGUUGCCGAAUAUGGUGCACUCACAUACGCCGUCUUCAAACUUGGAGCUAUCCUCGUUCCUCUCAACCCCUCAUUCAACGCAUUCCAGGUGGAGCGAGCACUGAAUCAUCUGAGCGUCAAGGUCCUGAUCAUUGGUGCACUCACCGAUCUCGCAUACCGCCCAGGUCAAGGAAGUAGUAAUUUGGACAUACUCAAACAUGUUGAAGCGAAUGGCCUCGCCAGAUCCCCAGAGAUCACGAGCAGCGUCGUGCCUUCCCUCCGCCGUAUUGUCAUCCUCGACAACCGGAGCGAGCAUCCCGAUGCGCUUCUUGACCUUGACUCUUACACCUCCCUUACGCCUUACGAACAUUUGCUCAGCGUUUCAGAAAGUCGACCAGCUCGAAAUGCCGAUCAACACCCCGAUGAUAUCAUCAACAUUCAGUUCACAUCAGGAACUACCUCUAUGCCAAAAGCCGCGCAACUGUCGCAUCGCAACAUUCUGAACAACGGCUUCCUGACCGCACGGAGAAUGGGCCUCGUGCCAGGGGAUCGGAUCGUCGUCCCGCCUCCAUUGUUUCAUUGCUUUGGCUCCGUGCUUGGAUACAUGGCCACUGCAACGACCGGUUCCACCUUGAUGUUCGCCUCACCAGCCUUUGACCCUCAUGCCACAUUACGCAUGUGUCGAGAGCAUGACGCAACUGGACUCUAUGGUGUUCCAACCAUGUUGCUGGCUGUUCUUGACGCCCUUGAAGCUGAAGGGGUUCAAGCGCCUCCAAAUCUGGCCAAAGGAAUCCUCGCGGGUAGCUCUGUGCCUCAAUCCCUGAUGCACAGGAUACACCAGAAGCUGGGAAUGAGAGAAGCAGUCAUCUGCUAUGGCAUGACAGAGACAAGUCCCAUCAGCUGUAUGACCUCUCCGACUGACCCAGUGGAAAAACAAACCCGGACGAUUGGCAAGGUGAUGCCUCAUACCAAGGUCAAGAUUGUGUCUCCUGUGGACAGGAACAAGAUCCUACCUAGAGGGGAAAAGGGAGAGUUCGCUGCCUCAGGAUACCUGGUCAUGGCAGGCUAUUACAACGAUCCGGAACGGACAGCCGAAUCGAGAAUUGCGGACGCGGAUGGCACGGUGUGGAUGUAUUCAGGCGAUGAAGCAGAAAUGGAUGCAGACGGCUAUGUUUCCAUCACCGGCAGGAUCAAGGAUCUCAUCAUCCGGGGAGGAGAGAAUAUACACCCACUAGACAUCGAGGACUGCCUGUUUCAACUGGACGGGGUUCGAGAGGUCAGCGUCGUAGGGGUCCCGGAUGAGAAACUCGGAGAAGUAGUGGCGGCCUUCAUCGUACCCAAGGACGGCGUCGUCACAGGGCCUGACGACACCAUUGGAGAAUCGCAUACACAAAGCAGUACCGCGAAGCCGACUUUGACCAAAGAAAUCGUUCGCGAUUGGGUGAAAAGGCAGCUUUCAAGUCACCUUACCCCUAAGUUCGUCUUCUGGACGGAGCAGUACCCCAAAACCGCCAGCGGGAAAAUUCAGAAAUUCAUGCUCCGCGACAUGGCAUUGAAGAAGUUGGGUCGUGAAAAGUCUGUGUAG